AUGUCAUCUACAAAAUGCAAAAGUUAUAUUGUUAAGCAAAAGCUUGAAAUUAUUUCAAAGGUAAAAGAAAUAUCUAAUAAGGAAGCAGCGCGCAUAUUUGAAAAAAAAUUAGAAGAAGCAAUGUGUUCAUAUCAAAGUAUUGGUUCUGGAAAGAAAGCCGCAUAUCCUCUUGCGGAGAAAGUGUUAAGUCAAUGGAUCGUUCAAUUACAUCAAGAUGGAAUUGCAGUAACACUGUCCGCAAUAAAACUUAAAAUGAUAGAGCUUCUUAGAACCAGAUUUCAGCAUGAGUAUCCUGAUGCCUUAGAAUUGAUGGACUCUUUUGAAGGACAUCUUACGGAAUCUGUUAUGGAAAAGUAUAAAGAAAUGAAUACAAUUAGAAGAAUUAUUCCUAGUGGUCUUAUUUCAUUAGUUUAG
This is a messenger RNA of Racocetra fulgida, 414 nucleotides long. The record is from the annotation of a GenBank genome assembly. Lineage: Eukaryota; Fungi; Glomeromycota; Glomeromycetes; Diversisporales; Gigasporaceae.